GCUCUCUCUUCUCCCCCCGAUCCCUUCUUGCGACCUCGUCUCGGACUCAACCAGACCGAAAAUAGAGGUCCCCCGGUCGCCGCCCGCCGCCAGCCACCCUCAGUCCACCGCCGCCGCCCCUAUCAUCUCACCGCCCUGUAGCUUCCCUACCACCGCCUGGUAGAAGGCUACCAGCCCGCCCCGCUCCCGUCCUGCCGCCGCGGCCCACAACCAGUCCCCUCGCCUCCACCAGCCACCACCAUUCUCCUGCCGCCGCCCCCAUCUCGUGGGUUCCCCCCGUCUCAAAUCGUGCGUGCGCAAGCCUUUCAAUCGAAGGCCCCCUCCAACCUGGCCCGUCGCUCGCCUCUCUAUUAUCGCUCUUAGCUGCCAGCAGCAGGUUGAGGGUUUGUGGCCGACGCAAGGAAGGGAUAGGACAGGACGACACCAAGCUCCUUGGGCCCAGCUGAGUCCCGGCCAUGUCUGGACGUGAAGUCCGUGAGUACACCAAUCUCACGGACCCUAAAGAUAGGAAGUUGGGGAAGGGGAAGGACAAGAUCGACGAUGAGGACAUCACCUUUCAGCGCAUGGUUGCAAAGAUGCAGGAGGUUGCUGGUGAGCGGGGAGGUUACCUUCAUGGACGAGGAGCAUUGGACAGUGAUGAUUUGCUUUACCUCAAAGAGCAAAUGGAGGCUGAGGAAGAUGCAGAGCGCCUUCUUCGCCGUACUGAGAAGCGGGCUUUUGCCGCUUUUAAGAAAGCAGCAAUUUUAGCUGAUUCCACACCUGCAGUUCCCGUAGCCCUUCGUGUCGAGUCUAGACCGAAAAGUGGUAUAAGGCAACAGGAUCUCUUGAAGAACAUUGUUGGGAUAAAACCAAAGCGACCAAAAGUUCUCAACCCUUCGCAAGCUGCGGAGAACGAUCAACCUAAGCAGAGCCAAGAAGUUCCUGUCACCAAAAUCCCUUCCUCGCAAAACCAAUCACUUGAUGAGAGUGAGAAAGAAUCAUCUCAUGGGGCAGUCGGUCCUGUGCAGCAGCCUUUGUCAAAACCAACUGAAGUAACAGACGCCAAGCCACAGAACGUAACUGGAAGCCUACUCGGUCUGGCCUAUGAGAGCUCGGAUGAAGAAUAAUCAAGUGAUGCAGGGGAAAUCAUUGUAGAUUGUGUACUAGUCUUUUCCUUUUUUGCACCGUUGCUAGAUUAUGUUUUUUGUGUCAGGAAUCAGGAUGAUGAGCCUUUUCUUGCGCUAUGUUUCUUUGCAUUCAUCGAACUGGUGGUCUCCCUGGCAGUAAGCGUAGUACUUGCAAUGCACAGCUAAUAUAAACUGUUAGUCAAUCUCACCCUUUAGCCAUCUACUUGUAGAAAUGAGCACUGCUAUAUGUAUGCCUGGCUGUGUAGAUAUUAUUAUCUUUUACCGAUGCAUAGCA
Molecule: messenger RNA, 1401 nt
Organism: Brachypodium distachyon (stiff brome)
Lineage: Eukaryota; Viridiplantae; Streptophyta; Magnoliopsida; Poales; Poaceae
Exons: 8
Coding region: 456-1106 (216 amino acids)
Source: RefSeq, a predicted model, not a curated record